AUGGUUUCAAAGUGUGUGUAUUUGUCGGGAAUCGCGGCUCUGACUAAAGAAAACCUCGAGCUUCUGGGCAUCACUUUAAUCAUAAACGCCACUUACGAGUGGCCUGAUGUGCACACGAAGAUGUGCAUCAAUAUAAGAGUUCCGGUCGCCAACUCUGAAGGCGACGACAUCUCCGUCUACUUCGACGACGUUUCGUAUAUUAUCAACGAAAACAUGCGAAACGGAGGCAAUACUGUAGUUCAUAGUGUCUUCGGCAAGAGUCGAUCGACAACUCUUGUAUUGGCAUAUCUGGUAAAAUACGAGAGAAUUGCGCUCAAGAAUGCCUUCAUAUCAGUGAAGAACAUAAGAGAGACCGCCAGACCUAACGUCGGCUUUUGGGACCAACUCAUCAAAUAUGAGAUUAAGAUCAGAGGCGUUGCGUCCGUCAAAAUGCUAACCAAGAAAGUGGACGGCUUUGACAUUAGAUAUCCCGAUCUCUAUCCGGACACGUAUGAGGCACUGUCGGCCGAAAGAGAGGCUCAAAUCAGAGACAACAUUAAACCUAAAUCAAAUUAG
Molecule: messenger RNA, 555 nt
Organism: Medioppia subpectinata
Lineage: Eukaryota; Metazoa; Arthropoda; Arachnida; Sarcoptiformes; Oppiidae
Source: the annotation of a GenBank genome assembly